Molecule: messenger RNA, 1263 nt
Organism: Echinostoma caproni
Lineage: Eukaryota; Metazoa; Platyhelminthes; Trematoda; Plagiorchiida; Echinostomatidae
Source: the annotation of a GenBank genome assembly
UCCGACAGUUCAUCUGCACAAAGCACGGGGCAUUUGACAUAUGAUUUAACUGUCGAUCUAGAUGCCACCGAUGACUCAAAUCUGUACUUCUCACCUGAUCGUGGCAAUGUGGUAUUCGCGUCUGCCAUGGAUACGUGGGGUUUCCGUCCAACAGACUUCGUUCAUGUUUGGUCCAAACGUUUGAACCUGCCGGUGACGCAACUAAAAGAAACUCUAGUAAUAGAUGGAAUUAAAGAGGAGGUGACUACGAUGGCCGAGAAACUUGGUGUUCGUUUGGAUGAACGAGCAAUUCGAAAUGUAGACAGUCGUGGCGCUCUACGAGCACUAAUGAUGAACUGGUUACCUUUAGGUGCCACAGUCAUGUCCACCAUUGUGGACAUCUGUCCCAGUCCUUUGAAUGCAGUUUCGGCCGACCGUGCAGUUCACAUGCUCUAUGGGGACACAGUAAACGCUCUUUCCGGUCCAUUAAACACGGGAAACACAUUGGGCGAAAAUAGACCAAUCGGUGCAAUGAACCCAUGCACUCAGAUCAAUCAAUCCUCCCACAUGACCUUGGAUUCUCUAUAUGCCAACUCCGGAGCCAGCUUGGCCAUCCAAGCUAGUAAUUCAGCGGAGGAUGCACCUACUAUUGUGUUUGUGGCUAAGGUGUUUUGGACAGAUAAAUCUGUAUUGGAUGCUGGACGAGCUCCAAAAUCCGAACCGGGACCGCGACCUCCAGGCGUGCCUGUUAUCAGACCGACUCGAGAUCCGGACGAUUCGGAACUCAAAGCGACUGACCCUCAGGAGCCAGCUCUACCCAAUACAGACACCCAAGUGUCAUCCACCAAGUCUGGUGCCGAAACAGAUGCUAGAAUGGCUCUCUUGCGGUCCCCACUACUCUCGACCAAUCCAUUCGCUGAUGUGGAAUUCGUGGCUCUUGCACGAAUCUUCAGUGGCCGUGUAUAUCCUGGGCAACGACUUUUUGUUCUGGGACCGAAAUUCGACGGGCGUAAGGUUAGAAGCAGUGUAGUGCUAGUUUAUGAACAAAACUUGGAUGUCACUAAGUUUGCAAGGACCCUGGUGAAAAUCAUUUUGGUGAUCAAAGAAUUUAGUGGGAGUUUAUCUUGGUUCUUCACCUCUGCUUAUAUUUACUUUCAAACUCAGAUCACUGUCGGCAUCAGAAAUCGACGUUCUCACCCAAAUAAACUCACUAAGUGGGUAGAACACCGUUCCCAGUUCAAAACGCCUGUUCAUCUGAUUGUCUUCUGCAUCCAUCUUGAAUAG